AUGUCAUCGGGGAGUGUUCCUGGCUCUUCUGGAGAGAACAUGAUUUACUAUCUCCUUGCUGGUGUUGCUGCUUUUGGUGGUUUAUUCUAUGCCUACAGAGAAGUCAGUUCAUCCCGUAGCAAGUAUAUUGAACAUAUGAAUAUUCUUCAUGAGAGAGCUGAGGGGCGGAAAGGCAAACGGUCAAGCAGGGGUGAUGAGGAUGAGACAGCUGAAGUUGCUGAAGUCAGUGAAGCAGAGACAGCCACAGAGGAGGCAGAUGCAGCAGCUGCUGCUGGACCCACAGCACAGGAGGAGAGUGCUGGGAUAUCCCCAGAAACUGGAGCGGAGAGUGACUUACCGGCUCCAGAGGCAUCCCCUGCUGUAGAGGAAGCCCAGCAGGAAGCUGCUGCGGAUGGUUCGGAAGCUGCUGCGGAUGGUUCGGAAGCUGCUGCAGAUGGUUCGGAAGCUGCUGCGGAUGGUUCGGAAGCUGCUGCAGUGCAAGGUUAA
Chaetura pelagica (chimney swift) is the source of this 486-nucleotide messenger RNA. RefSeq names its product mitochondria-localized glutamic acid-rich protein (gene MGARP). Gene Ontology annotation, cellular component: mitochondrion; mitochondrial outer membrane. The record is from RefSeq and is a predicted model, not a curated record. The transcript has 3 exons. Gene Ontology annotation, biological process: anterograde axonal transport. The coding region runs from base 1 to 486 and encodes 161 amino acids. Lineage: Eukaryota; Metazoa; Chordata; Aves; Apodiformes; Apodidae.